Molecule: messenger RNA, 2562 nt
Organism: Closterium sp. Naga37s-1
Lineage: Eukaryota; Viridiplantae; Streptophyta; Zygnematophyceae; Desmidiales; Closteriaceae
Source: the annotation of a GenBank genome assembly
AUGUCUCUCGCCAAGAAGAUGCUGACUGGCGUUGUUGGCGAGAGGAGAUGGCUGACUGGCGUUGGUGCUGGCGAGAGGAGAUGGCUGACUGGCGUUGGUGCUGGCGAGAGGAGAUGGCUGACUGGCGUUGGUGCUGGCGAGAGGAGAUGGCUGACUGGCGUUGGUGCUGGCGAGAGGAGAUGGCUGACUGGCGUUGGUGCUGGCGAGAGGAGAUGGCUGACUGGCGUUGGUGCUGGCGAGAGGAGAUGGCUGACUGGCGUUGGUGCUGGCGAGAGGAGAUGGCUGACUGGCGUUGGUGCUGGCGAGAGGAGAUGGCUGACUGGCGUUGGUGCUGGCGAGAGGAGAUGGCUGACUGGCGUUGGUGCUGGCGAGAGGAGAUGGCUGACUGGCGUUGGUGCUGGCGAGAGGAGAUGGCUGACUCGCGUUGGUGCUGGCGAGAGGAGAUGGCUGACUGGCGUUGGUGCUGGCGAGAGGAGAUGGCUGACUGGCGUUGGUGCUGGCGAGAGGAGAUGGCUGACUGGCGUUGGUGCUGGCGAGAGGAGAUGGCUGACUGGCGUUGGUGCUGGCGAGAGGAGAUGGCUGACUGGCGUUGGUGCUGGCGAGAGGAGAUGGCUGACUGGCGUUGGUGCUGGCGAGAGGAGAUGGCUGACUGGCGUUGGUGCUGGCAAGAGGAUAAGGCUGACUGGCGUUGGUGCUGGCGAGAGGAGAUGGCUGACUGGCGUUGGUGCUGGCGAGAGGAGAUGGCUGACUGGCGUUGGUGCUGGCGAGAGGAGAUGGCUGACUGGCGUUGGUGCUGGCGAGAGGAGAUGGCUGACUGGCGUUGGUGCUGGCGAGAGGAGAUGGCUGACUGGCGUUGGUGCUGGCGAGAGGAGAUGGCUGACUGGCGUUGGUGCUGGCGAGAGGAGAUGGCUGACUGGCGUUGGUGCUGGCGAGAGGAGAUGGCUGACUGGCGUUGGUGCUGGCGAGAGGAGAUGGCUGACUGGCGUUGGUGCUGGCGAGAGGAGAUGGCUGACUGGCGUUGGUGCUGGCGAGAGGAGAUGGCUGACUGGCGUUGGUGCUGGCGAGAGGAGAUGGCUGACUGGCGUUGGUGCUGGCGAGAGGAGAUGGCUGACUGGCGUUGGUGCUGGCAAGAGGAUAAGGCUGACUGGCGUGCAUCCCGAGGUUGACUGGAGUGGUGCUGCUAUCUCGUUGGAGCUGGAACGGGAGGGCCGUGAACUGCCUCUCGCCAAGAGCUGGAGCAGGAGAAGUGCUGCUGCGUUCGUGCUGCUGCCGAGAGGAGAUGGCGGAUUGGCGUUGGGGGUUGCAACUCUCUGUUCCUUGUGCAGAGGCGUGGCUGGGGAGGCGGAGCAGCAGCUGGAGAGUGCUGCUGGGGUGGAGGCAAGUGGAGCAGCAGCAACUGGAGCAGCAAUGACUGGAGAAGCAAUGGGAGGAGGACCGGCUGUGAGGCGCUUUGACCCCCUGGGGGCCAAAGGAUCAACACAAGAGCAGCAGCGGGAGGUGGAGCGGCGCCUUCAAGUGAGGCGCUUUGACCCCCUGGGGGGCAAAGGAUCAACACACGAGGAGCAGCGGGAGGUGGAGCGGCGCCUUCAAGUGAGGCGCUUUGACCCCCUGGGGGGCAAAGGAUCAACACACGAGGAGCAGCGGGAGGUGGAGCGGCGCCUUCAAGUGAGGCGCUUUGACCCCCUGGGGGGCAAAGGAUCAACAUACGAGGAGCAGCGGGAGGUGGAGCAGCGCCUUCAAGUGAGGCGCUUUGACCCCCUGGGGGGCAAAGGAUCAACACACGAGGAGCAGCGGGAGGUGGAGCGGCGCCUUCAAGUGAGGCGCUUUGACCCCCUGGGGGGCAAAGGAUCAACACACGAGGAGCAGCGGGAGGUGGAGCGGCACCUUCAAGUGAGGCGCUUUGACCCCCUGGGGGGCAAAGGAUCAACACACGAGGAGCAGCGGGAGGUGGAGCGGCGCCUUCGAACAGCCGCGAGACUUCAAGACGCCUCCAGCCCCCUCGGUAACAGAAGGGAGAAGUGGCGCAUCGGAGCACUCGAUCGCGGUGGAGCAGAGGAGGUGGGAGGAGAGAAGGCGCGGAGGAGAGGAGGCGUGGAGGAGAGGAGGCGCGGAGGAGAGGAGGCGCGGAGGAGAGGAGGCGCUAAGGAGAAUUCCCUGCCAUUGCACUGCCGGAUGAGAGGUGCAGGGGAGUGGAGGAGCAAAGGAGAUGGCCAGCAACAAAAUGAGAGGCAGCAGCAGAAGAGAAGGCCAUUGGUGACACCAGCUGUGGCAGCAGCAGUGGGAGCAGAUGAUGCUGCCUCACUCCCGCGUGCUACUGCAGAAGAGCAGAGGAGACGACCCGCAGCUGCUGGGAGCAGAAGAGAAGGCCAGCUGCUAUCUCCCUCGCUCCUACCUCCUGCCCAUGAGCUGCAUCAGAGGAGGGGGGGCAGAGGAGAUGCAUCAGGGGAGGAGGAACAGAAGAGAUGCAUCAGAGGAGGAGGAGCAGAGGAGAUGCAUCCGAGGAGGAGAUGGAGGAUAGGUGGAGCAGAGGAGGUGGAGAAGCAGAGGAGUUGGCUCAGCUGA